UGUCUGAGCUCUCACAUCCCAAACACUCUUACGCGAUGAACAAACUUGACUGAACCUCAAAUCAACUCGACUUUCAGCCGUCUUCUCCAAGCACCGGCUUCUCUCAGCCAUCCUCUCUCUCUCUCUCUCUCACUCGUUAUCUCGAACCCUAGCUCCAAAUCGAAGCUUCUCUCUUGAACCCUAGAUCCAAAUCGAAGCUAUACGGGAAACGCAUCAUCGAAACCGUCAACUCAUCCUUCAACUGUGACGAUCCCGAAUCCGUCUAUUCAACUCAUCCCAAACCGUUUCAUUGGCUGGACCAAUUUGUUGAUGGGGAUCCCUGGAUUGAGCAAUCAGAAUAAUGGACAGAAAUGGUUAGGCAUAACUGAGCCGAUUUCAUUGGCUGGACCAACUGAGGAAGAUGUGAUCAAGAGCCAUGAACUUGAAAAGUACUUGCAAGGUGUUGGAUUGUAUGAGAGUCAGCAGGAGGCAGUGUGUAGGGAGGAAGUGCUUGGCAGGCUAGACCAGAUUGUGAAGAUUUGGGUUAAGACCAUCAGCCGGGCGAAGGGAUUCAAUGAACAACUGGUGCACGAAGCAAAUGCCAAGAUUUUCUAUUGCAAUUGAUUUAGGUUUUUCAAUGAUUUUUUGUCUGGUAUAUAUGGUGGAAAUCUGUUGUUUAUAAUUUGUCUGGUAUAGUUUUUAUUUCAUUUUAAGUUUUAGUGAUUUUUUUGUCUGGUAUAUAGUGGUAAAGUUUAAGUGAUUAAUUUGAAAUCUAAUUCAUUUAAAGGUUAGUAGUAAUGUUCUUUGUACAUAAAUUUAGUAAUCUCGGAUUGGUAGUAAGGUACUAAGGUUAGUAGUAAUUAUGUUCUUUGUUCUGGUGUUAGGAAAAAAGUCAAAAGGGUAAGUCAAUUAUAUUCUUCACCUGAAAGAAAAAGAACUAAUCAUUUUCAGAUUAUCAUUUCCAUUGGCAUUAGUCUAGGAUGCACUCUUCUGAUAUCACUGUCAUUAUUACUUGUUUAUGUAUAUUGUUUGAGGAAAAGAGAGGCUUGUGAGAAUAAGUGUGUCCCCUCUAAGUUAAUUUAUGAAGUUUCAAACUAUGUAAGUAAGCCAGCAGUGUAUGAAGUUAGUAUGAUUAUGCAAGCUACAAUGAACCUCCAUGAACGGUGUAGGAUAGGGAAAUCGAUGUACAAGGCUAAAAUCGAUGGUCAUGUUUUAGCUGUGAAAAAUGUAAAGGAAGAUAUCACAGUCACAGAAGAGUUGAUGAUUCUACAAAAA
Molecule: messenger RNA, 1254 nt
Organism: Trifolium pratense (red clover)
Lineage: Eukaryota; Viridiplantae; Streptophyta; Magnoliopsida; Fabales; Fabaceae
Product: nuclear poly(A) polymerase 1-like
Exons: 4
Coding region: 310-603 (97 amino acids)
Cellular component (GO): nucleus
Molecular function (GO): poly(A) RNA polymerase activity
Source: RefSeq, a predicted model, not a curated record